This is a messenger RNA of Anopheles aquasalis, 2429 nucleotides long. It is a transcript of the gene RpL18, whose product is annotated as ribosomal protein L18. NCBI's taxonomy places the organism in Eukaryota, Metazoa, Arthropoda, Insecta, Diptera, Culicidae. Gene Ontology annotation, cellular component: mitochondrion; ribosome; cytosolic large ribosomal subunit. Gene Ontology annotation, molecular function: structural constituent of ribosome; RNA binding; kinase activity. Gene Ontology annotation, biological process: phosphorylation; glycerol metabolic process; glycerol-3-phosphate biosynthetic process. The record is from RefSeq and is a predicted model, not a curated record.
UCUCUUUUUAAAAGAUAUCUCUAAAUUACACCAUGGAGGAUGUAGAACAAAUCCUCAAACCAAUCGUACACGCCGGGAACGAUAGUUUGCUGUCUCUGUUUCUGAACAAUCUGGAUGGUGCACGUAGUGCCGCCAAAUUUUCUACUCAAUCUACCGGGUAAGGUUUUUUGGAGUUGUCAGCGAUAAGCACAUUCUUUUUCGAUUCGUAGCUGCGGUUUCACUUCACUUCCACCAACUUUCGACUGCGCUUCUCUUUGGAAAGUGCGACCAACCAUGACCGGAUUCCCGGCAAACUCAUUAAGUGAAUCCGGUCCUCUUUCCAUCACAGAACAGCUUCACCAAACUACGCAAACUAGCGUCGAGCCUCUAUGAUCUGCCGGCGCUUAAUUACUGAAGCAAAUCGAUUAGUCCGCUUUGCAAUUCGUAGACAUAAACCGGUGGGCCACCGGUUGGCUUUAUGAACGAGAUUGUAGAGCGGAGAGACUUUACGGUCUUGCGAUGAAAUCCCCAGCCCAUCUACGUCAUCCACUUGCGCAUCGCCGAGCAUCGGCGGUUGGAACGUGGUCGACAGCCCGGCAGUCGCUGGAGUUGUUAUCAGCGGUAGGAAGUGAUUUGGUGCUCUGCUUGCGCGGUAACCCCAUUUUGAAGUGGUUUAAGUUAAGUGGCUGUGUGGUUCAUUGAAUUUAGAAAUACUGCCACACGCCCUGACCAACCGUUGACUCGUGGAGCACUUUUCUAAAUGGAAGGUACUGCAGUUCAUCACAUCGCUUCGCUGGACAUUGGCACCACCACUAUCCGAUGUUUCAUUUAUGCUGCCGAAAAGAAUGGACAACCAGUUACGGUCGGAACGGCGUACGAUCAUGUCGAUCUACUCUACCCAGCGCCAGGUUGGGUGGAAAUUAAUCCAGAUAAACUAUGGGCAAGUGUGCUGAAAACGAUCGAGCGAGCCGCCGAAGAUGCACAAUUAAGCAUCAACCAGCUAACAUGCCUUGCCAUAUCGACGCAACGUAACAGCUUCACCUGCUGGCACCGGCAGACCGGGGAGACCUAUCACAAUUUCAUCACCUGGAAGGACCUUCGCGCUGAUGACCUUGUGAAGCAGUGGAAUGGGAGCUUGACCUUGCGGCUGUUGAAAUUUGGUGCUAGCUUGCUGCACUUCUUCACACGCAGUAAACGAUUUCUGGCUGGAAGCGUGAUUAAAUUGAUGAACCCGCAGGUAACGCUGCGAUUGGCCUGGGUGCUGCAGAACAAUGCGGCAGUACAGGAGGACCUUAAAUCUGGAAACGUUCUGUAUGGUACCAUCGACUCGUGGUUGCUUUAUCGCUUGCGACAAGGGAGCGAUCGCACCAGGCCAGUAAAACACAUCAGCGACGUUACGAACUGUACCUCAACCGGGCUUUACGAUCCGUUCAGUCAACAGUGGGCCGGAUGGGCUACAAACUUAUUUUCAAUCAAGAAAGAGUUGCUGCCAGAGGUGGUCGACAAUUCGCACGACUUUGGCUACGUGCACGAGUCGUUGCUAGGAGCGAAGAUCAAAAUAGGCGCGUCCGUUUCCGAUCAGUCCGCGUCUCUGUGGGGCACCUGUUGCUUCCAGCGUGGUGAUGUGAAAAUCACCAUGGGAACGGGAUCCUUCCUCAACGUUAACACUGGACCGAAGUGCCUUGCAUCGGUGCACGGACUGUACCCCUUGAUCGGGCACAUACUGCAAGAAGCACCGAGUAACACGGAUAUUACCUACCUCAUGGAAGGUUCAUCCAACGACACGGGCUCAAUCAUCGAGUGGGCACUGAAUGUGGGAUUGUUUGAGGAUCCGGCGGACAGUGCCGGCAUGGCGGCAUCCGUUCCGCAUACCGAUGGCGUUCUCUUCGUUCCUGCCUUCAGCGGACUUGGCCCACCCAUCCAUGAUGAUACCGCUGGAAGUGGAUUCAUCGGUAUAAAGCCGUCCACUCGCAAGGAGCAUUUGGUGCGUGCCGUGCUCGAAAGUCUUGCCUUUCGUGUGGCGCUUUUGUACGACUGUGCGCUGAGGGAAACGGGAUUCUCCUUCGUCAGCAUCAAGGUGGACGGUGGAGUUUCGAAAAACGAUUUCAUCUGCCAAACGCUGGCCGACCUGACGGGCGUCCAGGUUGAACGUGGAGAAGUGACGGACUCUUCAGCCCUCGGCGCUAUGUUUAUGGCUGGGCUGAACUGUGGCAUCUGGAGCAGCAAGCAACAGCUAUUGCAGGUGAGGAAGGUCGAGAAAACCUUCUAUCCGAAUGCAAAGGCUAGAGACAAGCGCCUUAGACAAAUGCGCGCCUGGGAGAGGGCUGUGGAACGGUUCAAAAAGUGGUACAUGCUAGAGGAUAUUAAAAAUCUAGACUGAAAAUGUGAUAUUUUUUACAUGGGAUGGUGCAAAGUACAAUAAACACAGCCGCUUCUACAUAAGCAAUCAC